AAUCUCGAUAUCUCGGCGGAUAAAGCAGGGUCCUCUACGGCCCUUCGACUGACUAAUGCGAAAACCCUAAUAACAAAACCCCCAACCAAGAACAAAAUGGCGACGAUGGUGAUCGGAACCCUAACCUCCUCGUAUACCGCCGCCGUGUCGUCUCCGCCGCCGCUUCGCCGGAGAGCGGCGGCGGCGAAGCGCGCGGGGGAGCGGUCGCUGGAGGAGACGUACGGGGUGCGGGUGGAGCGGGGGGCGUCGCGGGAGCGGCUGGCGGAGCUGGGGGUGGAGCGGUGGUCGCGGUGGAGGACGGGGCGGUGCCGGUUGGCGUGGGACUGGCACGUGGACCAGCUGGUCUACGUGGUGUCCGGCGAGGUGCGCGUCGUCCCCGACGGCGCCGCCUCCGGCCUCCGCCACAUGCGCUUCGUCGCCGGCGACCUCGUCCGCUACCCCAAGUGGUUCGAGGCCGACCUCUUCUUCGACGGGCCCUACGAGGAGCUCUACCACUUCCGAGCCCACGGCGACGACGAUGCAUAAUUUUGAAUCUCAUCUCCUCUUCUGUAGUCGGAAUCGGAACUGCUAUAAUAGUUAAUAUUCUACACUUUGUUGUUGUUGUUGUUGUUGUUGUUGUUGUUGUUAUCAGAUUAAUUUGCUACAUUUAUCUCGAGCUUUUUAA
Molecule: messenger RNA, 664 nt
Organism: Ananas comosus (pineapple)
Lineage: Eukaryota; Viridiplantae; Streptophyta; Magnoliopsida; Poales; Bromeliaceae
Exons: 1
Coding region: 97-525 (142 amino acids)
Source: RefSeq, a predicted model, not a curated record